Molecule: messenger RNA, 3520 nt
Organism: Actinia tenebrosa (Australian red waratah sea anemone)
Lineage: Eukaryota; Metazoa; Cnidaria; Anthozoa; Actiniaria; Actiniidae
Cellular component (GO): extracellular region
Source: RefSeq, a predicted model, not a curated record
UAAAAACACACAUUUCAUGUGUGUCUUUGUCCCGUCUUAUCCUUCGACUCAUUCAAACUUAUCACAGSAUAUAGGAAAAACAAGUCGAAAAUCUUGCAACACAAACGAAAAUAUCAUCUGGAAACCAAAACAGUGAAAUAGGAAAAACUAGCGCGAAAAUCAAGGCAAGCGAACUGACGCGACAUGAACAGCUUUGAAAAACAGAUCCUUGACAGCCACAACAAACACCGAGCUAAUCACCAGGCUCCACCUCUGAUUUGGAACGCUCGUCUCGCAAAUGAAGCGCAAGAAUGGGYCGAGCGGCUUGCUCGUGAAAAUCGAUUAAAACACGCGGACAUAGAAGACGGUGAGAAUAUCUAUAUGGCAUUUGGCAAGGAUGUGAACGGAAAAGAAGUGACCUAUAAUUGGUACGAAGAAAUCAAGAACUACAGCUUUGGAAGACCGGGCUUCCAAAGCAACACGGGCCAUUUUACGCAGGUCGUCUGGAAAGGAAGUCGAGAGCUUGGUGCUGGGAAGGCCGUAGGGCAGGAUGGGAAGGUCUUCGUGGUGGCUCGCUACAGGCCGUCAGGAAACAACCUGAGGACAUUCCACGAGAACGUCCAGCCACCUAAAAAGGGUUCCAAUACGGACUCAGGGCAGUGGGAUCGCGUCAACAAUAACGACAGAGAAACUGCUCCCAGAGUUGACCCACACAAAAGACACUCUGGCCGAUGGGAUAGUAACACAGAAGUCAUGCGCAAUCGCCAGCCACUCAACAAACGAYACUCUGAUGGGUGGCAAUCAUUGAGUAUCAAUGAUGAUCGAUCUUGGAUUCAACAAAAUGCACCACAGCAAAACUCCAAUCAGGAACCCGUAAAAAAUAUMUCAACAAAACCUUCAAAGGUCAAAGAUGACCAAUCAUGGAUCCAGAAUAAAGUGUCUAAUACCACGCCUAGCUGGUCCGACCCGCGUAAAAGGUUGUCGAACGGGUAUGAUUAUUUUACCGCUACAAGUGUUAAAGUACAGCAAAACGCGCCAAGUAAGAUGUCCUGGAAUCCUGCUGCCAAGCAAGACAAAUACGACAACACAUCAGCUAGAAUGUUUAGCUUCUCUGAGCCAAACAAUCGCAUGUCUGGAGGCUGGGACGCCACUGAUGGUAAUACCAGGCAGGGGAAACCUAAGCAAGRGGRAAAAAAGAGAAGCACAGGUCGUUGGGACCCCAUUACUGAUUAUAACCAGGCGUUUCCCAAUGCUAAAUGGGACUCUGGAAAAUGGUUUGAGCCUGUUGAGGACAGUACGGUCAGUGUCACACARCAAUCUGCACCAUCAAGAAACUUUGAGGCACUGGACGAUGAUUAUGGACAAGAACYAACACCCAAAGAGAAAAGCAACAAGCGGCAUUCUGGUCGAUGGCAGCCUGGRGUGAAUGACGUAAUGUUCAGGGAACCACAGCAAGAAAGAGUCUAUUCAACCAAUCAACCCUUGAAGAAGMAAGAGUCGACUGGUAAGGCUAAAAAUAUCGCUGAUCGAUGGGAAAAGUCCAGAGAAUCUAACGGUGGGUCGUUGGGUAGAAAUGGAAGCGUGGAGAUUGAUGGAAUGCGUUACCAUGGUAUCCAGUCAGGGCGUGGCAAGACAAGGGAAUCUAUAAAACGAUGGGAACAAAAUGUAAUGGAUCAACCUGAGCCAUCAAGCAUGGGCAAUAGAUUUAAUAAAUCAAGUCAGUCCGUUACUUACCCGUCUAAUUCAAUCAACCAAUCAAAUCGAUCCACUCGACCCAACCAAUCAAAUCAAUCAUACCCAACCAACCAAUCAAAUCGAUACUCGUGGCCUAAUCAAUCAAAUCAAUCCAUGGAACGAUGGGAUCCGUUGUGGCAAGAAGAUAGACCUUCAAGCCAGAAGCAGCGACCAGCUAGCAUCGAGGGAUCCAAGAUUCGUGAAAAUAAGUUUCAAAAUACGCAAAUUACUGAGUACGAAUCCACUCCAUACAGGGAACCACGAGAGAGAAAGAUUAUAACGACGAUUGUUGACGGCCCCGAGAAAACUGUUUUGUCUUCUUUAACGAUCACUCUUAAGGGCAACGAGAGUCGAGUAAGUGGCAGAUCAAAAUCAUCUGAAGAUUUGCGCCCAAAAAGUUCUUACUCGAGAGGAUCCCGCGGAACACCCGGACGAGAGGCAUAUACAAGCUACCCAUAUGCCGAGGCACGUGACAGAAUGGUAGAUUCAAGAUCAAAAUCUUCAGAAGAUGUAAGAUCACGUGAUGCACAUCCUGUCAAUGAAGAUGUUAUUGUUGCGGAGGAAUUCAAGCCACGACAAGCGCAAAAUCAGACAAACUAUGAUACUACUGACGGAUACCGUGCAAUAAAACCUGUUACAAGGUUCCCUUCUCUCGGUCAGUUCGCACAGCAAGCCCUAGACACACACAACAUCUAUCGUGCUAUGCACGGAGUCACAAACCUCAUGUGGUGCGCCRAGAUGGCUGAUUCCGCGCAGGCCUUGGCCGAAAAACUAGCAAGAGAUCGGAGCCUGAAACACACAACACGAGAACGCGGAGAUGGAGAAAACGUAGCUAUGUUGACCGGAGGCUCUAGGAAUGCCGCUAAAGAGGCAGUCGAUACAUGGUAUAGCGAAAUCAAGAAUUAUAAUUUCAAUAAGCCAGGGUAUCAACCAAAAGCUAGUCACUUUACGCAGGUUGUUUGGAAGGAUACUAGAGAAUUUGGAAUGGGUUGCGCAACUUCGUCUGAUGGUCGUUUAGUGGUUGUGGUAGCACGGUAUCGACCUUCUGGAAACGUUCUUAGACGAUAUGAAUUGAACGUGUUUCCGAAAGUUGACCUUAUUGAUUUUUAAGUCUUUGGCCGAUAUUUAUAGCUAACUUGCAAUAAAAAAUAGAAAUGCGCAACACUGGAAAACAAGAAAGAUGUUGGACGCGACGGAGAACAAAUUUCUUGGUCAUGAAGUCUUAUUUUUCAAUUCCGUCAAAGACUUUGGUGUUCAAAUUAGUUUGGUCGAGGAUGGACACAYGUGAUACUUGUUUUAGAUUUUAAACCAGACGAGAAGAAGACCGCUGAACAAGUGCACCACACGUAAUAUCCUUCAAGACUAAAGCAAYUUUAAAUUAUUUCACUUGUAUUCUUGUAUUCAUUCGGCAUGCGAUAAGGGGGGAAAUAGACAUUUGAAACUUAACUUUAAAAAUAAAUAAAUAAAAAAAAUUAGUUAUAAAAUUUUCUCAACUCGUGAAAUAAAAAUAACUAGCCAGGCUUUAGAACAGCAAAUAUUUUAAAGACUCUUAAAUAAGCGCGAAACUGUGUUAAAUUUUAUUAUAAAUCUAUAAGUUUAGCGUCUUUGAAUUAACUCAAUUCCUUCAUAUCUUCCUUUCUUUUUUAAGCCGAGGGAGAUGGAAUUCUCAAAAAUCGUAAAAAAAAUAUACUAGCAGUAGCAUGAUGAAGGUUUGGUCAGAGAUGGACAAUUCUUUGUAUUACCAUGUAUCAUAUUAGUUUAAAAUGAAUUUGAAUUAGAAAAAACAUAUUAAAAUUUCUCAAGGAAA